Puccinia triticina is the source of this 342-nucleotide messenger RNA. RefSeq lists its product as uncharacterized. Lineage: Eukaryota; Fungi; Basidiomycota; Pucciniomycetes; Pucciniales; Pucciniaceae. The record is from RefSeq and is a predicted model, not a curated record. Bases 1 to 342 code for a protein of 113 amino acids. The transcript has a single exon.
AUGGCCCAAGAGGACAGAGACUCAGACUUGGAGGCAGGGGAUGAAGGCGGCAAGAGUCUGCCACACCACAGCAGUUCCGGCUCAACGCGCCGCUCCACGCCCUCCCUGGCCGCAUUGUCUAUCCAGAGCGUUGCCCAUAACCUCUCGGGCCACAACAAGGAUAAGCUCAAGCAGACCGGCAAGCAGCUCAGCCUCAUCCACUCCCUCAUCAUCUGCAUCAACAAGGCCCACCGGCAGACUAUCCGCGGCCCGUCUUGCGCCCUCGUAUACCUUCUACCCCUUGCCCAAUUAUCUUGUGGCCAGGCCUAUUCCAGGAUUGAAAUGCACACCGUUUUGUGCUGA